Messenger RNA from Cuscuta europaea, 1063 nucleotides. Lineage: Eukaryota; Viridiplantae; Streptophyta; Magnoliopsida; Solanales; Convolvulaceae. The record is from the annotation of a GenBank genome assembly.
AGAAUCUAACACAGCAUCAACAACAAAAAUGGAAAGUUCCUGGUUCUUUCAAUAUGCUGACUGUUGGAAAAGAGAUUCUUCUUGAAGUUCAGUCAACCAUUCGGGUAAGGAAAUCUGGCACUGAGAACACGAGUUGCUAUUUGUUGAUCAUCUACCCGGAACCACUGGCGUUGACAACACUUUCCGAUGAUGACUUGGUGGAUAAUUUUACCUAUGCUGACUUGAAAGGGAAUCCAAAUACUUUGUCUUCUGGUUGUAGUUCAUGGUCCUAUUUUCGUAAAGGAGAGGUUGUUUCUUAUUACUCAGGUGGUUGGAGUAGUAAGAAUGCAGAUCAUGAUGGUAGAUAUUACUAUACGAUGAUGGGCAAAGAUCAAGGUAUAUCAAGAGUUUCUAUUCUGGAAGAACUACCACUCAUGACAUGUCACAUGAGUGAAACAACUGAAAACCGAGAACUUGGGUUGUACCCUGAAGCAAGAGCUGCUAGCAAAUGGAAGAUGGAGCAGAGGGUGAUGAGUGAAGAUCAGUACCAGCCUGACAAAAUCACAGGAAUAGUAUUAUUGCUUGGAAGGGAGAGGAGCUAGUGUUGUUUUUGCUAGAAGCAGUGAGAAGGAAGAUUCAAAUCAUGAAGUUCAAGAUCCUGAAAUUUGAAAGAUACUGGGAAGGAAGAGGUGCAAGGAAGAAGAAGAAGCAGAAGAUCUUGGCUUUCUCCUAUCACCCACCUUGAGGACAAGGUGGAUGUUUUGGGGGGAAGUAUUGAUAGAGACCCACCUUUUGACUAAUAAUAGCUAUUAGUUAAAAUGCUGUAAUAGAUAUUAAAUAAUGUCAGGAGCUGGACUGCUAUAAAUAGAAGUAAGGCUGAGAAGGGAAGGUAGGCUGUUUAGACGUUUGAAUCUGGGACUUGGGAAGAUCGAGAACUUUCUCUUUCUUUUGGGGGGCUUCGGCUCAUUGGGGGCUUCGGCCAUAAUCUCUUUCAUCUUUCUGUAAUUGUUUCUCUUCCAUCAAUAAAGUGUUCAAUUGUUUUCUGAAGCUAGCUUUACUGUUCAUUCCUCUUGUAUUACUGCGC